AUGAUGAGUUUCAUUUCACCACACACACACACACACAUGUAAUCUCUCUCUCUCUCUCUCUCUCUCUCUCUCUCUCUCUCUCUCUCUCUCGUUCCUUCCAAAAUGGUGGAUCGCAUAAACUCUUCCGACAUUUAUUCCCCACAUUUCUUACAUGUAACCUCACACUUGUUACUUCUUUUUUCCUUUUCCAUCAUUCUUUGUUUCAAUCCAAUGUUAUUUCUUCGAUUCAUUCAAUUAACAUUCUAAUUUAUCAUCAUCAUUUUAACAAACACACAUGGCGAGGAAAAAUUAUUCAUCUUCAUCGGCAUUGCGUUAUGUUCAACCUCGUUAUUACAUUAAAAGACCUAAACGAUUUGCACUUCUCCUUCUCCUUUUCAUCUCUCUUGCAUGGUUUGUUUAUGAUCGCCAAUUACUCAACAGAGAACACCAAGAGGAUAUUUUGAGACUAAAACAAGAGGUUACACGUUUGCAAAAAACACUGGAAGGUAUAACUGGUGAUGUAAAAGGCUCAGGAGAAAGUAUUCAAAUUCAUGAAAAAAUUAAUACAUUCACAAAGGGUGUUUCUUUUGAGGAUGAUCCUAUUAGCUUACAAAGAAGAGAAAAAGUUAAAGAUGCUAUGAUUCAUGCAUGGACAUCUUAUGAAAAAUAUGCUUGGGGAAAGGAUGAACUUAAGCCUCGAUCGAUGAAUGGUGUUGAUAAUUUUGGCGGUCUAGGAGCAACUUUAGUAGAUUCUCUUGACACAUUAUUUAUAAUGGGCCUUGAUGACCAAUUCAAAAGAGCUAAAGAGUGGAUUGCGAAAUCAUUGUAUUUCAACAAGAACAUCGAAGUUAGCGUGUUCGAGACAACCAUAAGAAUUUUGGGUGGGCUUCUUAGUGCUUAUGAUCUCUCUGGAGAUGAAGUCUUCCUCGAAAAGGCUAGAGAUCUUGCAGAUAAGCUGCUGCCUGCUUGGAAUACACCUUCAGGAAUCCCUUAUAACAGAAUUAACUUGGCUUAUGGAAAUACAAAUAACCCUAGGUGGACGCGGGGGAACAGUAUUCUUGCAGAUUCUGGUUCAGAGCAGCUUGAAUUUAUAGCUCUCUCUCAAAGGACAAAAGAUCCCAAGUACCAGGAAACGGCUGAGAAGGUCAUCAAAGAGCUUCAUAGAACUUUUCCUAAGGAUGGGUUGCUUCCCAUAUAUCUUAAUCCACUAACUGGAACUAAAUCAGCUGGAUCAAUUACAUUUGGUGCUAUGGGUGAUAGCUUCUAUGAGUAUCUGCUCAAGGCUUGGAUACAAGGAAACAAGACUGAAAUGGUAAAGUUUUACAGGGACAUGUGGGAGACAUCAAUGAAAGGUCUUCAAAGCUUGAUUAAGAAGUCAACACCGUCAUCUUUUGUGUACAUAUCUGAGAAACUUGGAAAUUCACUAUUUGACAAGAUGGAUGAAUUAGCAUGUUUUGUUCCUGGAAUGCUCGCUUUGGGAUCAUCUGGCUAUGGCCGCCCUGGAGAAGGCGACAAAAUUAUGGCUCUUGCAGAGGAGCUUGCAUGGACCUGCUACAAUUUUUACCAGUCUACACCAACUAAAUUAGCAGGGGAGAACUAUUACUUUCGCACGGGAGAGGAUAUGAAUGUUGGUACCUCAUGGAAUAUCCAAAGACCUGAAACAAUCGAGUCACUGUUCUACCUCUGGCGUUUCACUAAAAACAAAACAUACCAAGAUUGGGGUUGGGAUAUUUUCCAAGCAUUUGAAAAUAACUCUCGCACUGAGGGAGGAUAUGUUGGACUCAAAGAUGUGAAUACAGGCGACAAAGAUAAUAUGAUGCAGAGCUUCUUCCUUGCAGAAACCCUCAAGUAUCUCUAUCUCUUGUUUUCACCUCCUUCAGUUAUCUCUCUUGAUGAAUGGGUGUUCAACACUGAGGCACACCCUUUAAGAAUCGUGACUAGAAAUGCUGAUCAAGAAAGACAAAGUAUGGACCAAGAGGAAAAAAUUCCUCAUCAUUUGCAUGGUAGGAAAGAAGGUCGAAUUGAUUACAAGUAGUUAAGGGUUGUUGCUCUUGUAAUAAGCAAACCCUGAAAGUAUGCACGACUUCUUUACUCUCAGGUAUCCAAGACUUAUUAGUGAUUCUUGACAGCCGUUACCACAGUCUUGCAUGAGUGUGAUUUUACCAUUUUGAUUGAUGCUUCCGGAGGUGCAACUUGUCCUGCUCUAUCAACACAGUUGGUUUGUGUGUCACCUCCAAUCUGAAGUUAUGCGGGUAAUAUAGUAUAGAAUGCUUAGAAGAUUCUUUCAUUGCUAUAGUAGUAGGAUAAAUGUAGGUGUAAAUGCCUAUGUAGAUAUUGGAACCUCAACUUACUAUUUUAAUUAUUUUUGGCACUUGUAAAUUCUUGUAUAUCAAUUGACUGACCACUGACAGGAACGUGGUGCAACAUAAGAAAUUAGUUUUGAAACUUUCAGAUUUUCUGGCUCUUCCAAUUGAAGAUCGGGCGAAUUUGAGUUUCUGUAUUAGAACCUCCUGAUAUCAAUGCUCUAGAAAUGUAACUUAAGAUUGUUGAGUAGCACUGCAUAUGAAAAUGAUAUAUCUUGCUAGUUCAGUUGA
Messenger RNA from Trifolium pratense (red clover), 2573 nucleotides. Its product is annotated as mannosyl-oligosaccharide 1,2-alpha-mannosidase MNS1-like. Lineage: Eukaryota; Viridiplantae; Streptophyta; Magnoliopsida; Fabales; Fabaceae. Gene Ontology annotation, molecular function: mannosyl-oligosaccharide 1,2-alpha-mannosidase activity; calcium ion binding. The transcript is spliced from 14 exons. Gene Ontology annotation, cellular component: endoplasmic reticulum; Golgi membrane. The record is from RefSeq and is a predicted model, not a curated record. Gene Ontology annotation, biological process: N-glycan processing; carbohydrate metabolic process. Bases 275 to 2014 code for a protein of 579 amino acids.